Messenger RNA from Cylicocyclus nassatus, 1314 nucleotides. Lineage: Eukaryota; Metazoa; Nematoda; Chromadorea; Rhabditida; Strongylidae. The record is from the annotation of a GenBank genome assembly.
AUGCGUGUCGUAGUGUUACUACUAGCAUUCGGUGCGGCGCUCGCCCAAUAUCAGUCCCAGGAUUCCGGCUAUGAGAAUGCCGAGAUAGUCCAACCAGGACCAGCCGUACCUCCAACUGCCGAUGGUGGUGACCAGCAAGCGUACAACUCUGAUGGCGUAUCCGGAGGAGGUGGCGGAUCCGGUGGAGUACUUCCACCAGCUCCUCCUCCUCGCCCAGCACCACCACCACCACCUGUGCCAUUACCUGUACCACAACCAGAACCAGCACCAGGACCUGGACCCGCUCCUGGACCAGGACCAGCACCAGGCGGAAACUAUGGAGGAUCUAGCGGAGGCGGCGGAAGCGGUGGUGGUGGAGGCAACUACGGAACUGGACCUGCACCGGGACCUGGACCCGCACCAGGACCUGGACCCGCACCCGGACCUGGACCUGCACCCGGACCUGGACCCGCUCCUGGACCUGGACCUGCUCCUGGCGGUUACGGAACUGGUCCCGGCCCAGCUCCUGGACCUGGACCCGCACCCGGACCUGGACCUGCACCCGGACCUGGACCCGCUCCUGGACCUCGACCUGCUCCUGGCGGUUACGGAACUGGUCCCGGCCCAGCUCCUGGACCUGGACCCGCACCCGGACCUGGACCUGCACCCGGACCUGGACCCGCUCCUGGACCUGGACCUGCUCCUGGCGGUUACGGAACUGGUCCCGGCCCAGCUCCUGGACCUGGACCCGCACCAGGACCUGGACCCGCACCCGGACCUGGACCUGCACCUGGACCUGGACCCGCUCCUGGACCUGGACCUGCUCCUGGCGGUUACGGAACUGGUCCCGGCCCAGCUCCUGGACCUGGACCCGCACCAGGACCUGGACCCGCACCCGGACCUGGACCUGCACCUGGACCUGGACCUGCUCCUGGUUACGGAACUGGUCCCGGCCCAGCUCCUGGACCUGGACCCGCUCCCGGACCUGGACCUGCCCCUGGUCCUGGCCCAGCACCUGGAUACAGACCCGCUCCUGGACCUGGACCCGCACCCGGACCUGGACCAGCACCCGGACCUGGACCAGCACCUGGACCUGGACCUGCACCAGGUGGAUAUGGAGGAUCCGAAGGAGGCGCUGGGGGAUAUGGAGGCUCUAGCGGAGGCGGAGGAAGCGGUGGUGGACAAGGACAAUAUGAGUCUAACGCAAACUACAACCGAGCUGAGCAAUCUCAAGCACCACCAAAUCCACCUAUCAGUGCUGGAGGUAACGAUGGAUUGGGGUACAGCAAUAUGCGACGUUUCCGCCUUCGUGUACAUCGUGCUCGUCGUUUUUAA